Echinops telfairi (small Madagascar hedgehog) is the source of this 1404-nucleotide messenger RNA. RefSeq names its product stanniocalcin 2 (gene STC2). The transcript is spliced from 4 exons. Gene Ontology annotation, cellular component: extracellular region. Gene Ontology annotation, biological process: intracellular calcium ion homeostasis. Gene Ontology annotation, molecular function: hormone activity. Lineage: Eukaryota; Metazoa; Chordata; Mammalia; Afrosoricida; Tenrecidae. The record is from RefSeq and is a predicted model, not a curated record. Bases 338 to 1240 code for a protein of 300 amino acids.
CAGCCGUGUUGUCAAAGGGGCCGGGGUCUCGGAUUGGUCCAGCCGCCAGGACAACACCUGCUCGACUCCUUCAUUCAAGUGACACCAGAGCUUCCAGGGAUAUUUGAGGAACCCUCCCCGCAUUGCCAGGCACUCGCGGCGCUGCUUACGGCCUGGUCACAUGCCCUCCGGAGAGCUACGGGAGGGCGCUGGGUAACCUCUAUCCGAGCCGCGGCCUGGGCGAGGAGGGAAAAGGCGAGCCAGGAGAAAAAGUGGGAGGAGGAGGAGGGGAAGAGGAAGAGGAGGGGAACACAAAGAAUCCAGGUCUCCCGGCGGCGGGAGGUUCAUACCAAGAACCAUGAGUACCGAGCGCUUGGGCCGGUUCGUGACCCUAGCUCUGGUGUUGACCACCUUCGACCCGGCGCGGGGGACCGACGCUACCAACCCUCCCGAGGGCUCCCAAGAAAGGGGCUCCCAGCAAAAAGGCCGCCUGUCCUUGCAGAACACAGCGGAAAUUCAGCACUGUUUGGUCAACGCUGGUGAUGUGGGAUGCGGCGUGUUUGAGUGCUUUGAGAACAACUCUUGUGAGAUCCGGGGUUUACAUGGGAUUUGUAUGACUUUUCUGCACAAUGCUGGAAAAUUUGAUGCCCAGGGCAAGUCCUUCAUCAAAGACGCCCUGAAGUGUAAGGCGCAUGCUCUGCGGCACAGGUUUGGCUGCAUAAGCCGCAAGUGCCCCGCCAUCAAGGAGAUGGUAUUCCAGCUGCAGCGGGAAUGCUACCUCAAGCAUGACCUGUGCUCGGCCGCCCAGGAGAACACCCGGGUGAUGGUGGAGAUGAUCCACUUCAAGGACCUGCUGCAUCAGGAGCCCUAUGUCGACCUGGUGAACCUACUGCUGACCUGCGGCGAGGAGGUGAAGGAAGCCAUCACCCACAGCGUGCAGGCGCAGUGUGAACAGAACUGGGGGGGCCUGUGCUCCAUCCUGAGCUUCUGCACCUCGGCCAUCCAGAGGCCCCCCACGGCACCCCCCGAACGCCAGCUUCAGGCGGACAGAGCGAAGCUCUCCAGGGUCCACCAUGGGGAGGUUGGCCACCACCUCGCCGAGCCCAGCAGUCGGGAGACAGGCCGAGGGUCCAAGGGUGAGCGAGGUAGCAGGAGCCAUGCCCACGCCCGUGGCAGAGCCGGGGGCGUCAGGGCCCAGGGCGCUUCUGGAAGCAGCGAGUGGGAGGAGGAGCGGCCUGAGUACUCCGACAUCCGAAGGUGAAAUGUGAGACCUGGCCGGGAGAAGGUCCUCCACACCGUCCAUUUCCUGAUCUGUGGACAUUCCAAAGCAUGUACCAUUAACGAAGAGGGGGGGGCUGUCACGCAGGAUCUUAUGGGGUCUGUGGACUUCAUGGAGGUGUGCGUUAGCAGAUCGAGAACAGGUGG